AUGGCCGGCGACAUGAAAGGUUUUCUAAAGGCCUUAACCUGUGCUUUGAUUGACUCAUGUUCCGAGCGACCACCAUCGACAGAGAAAGAAGAAGAUGAGACCUUUUGGGAAGACAAAGAUGUGAUCGAGGUUAAACCAACGGCAGUAAGAGAAGCCGUACCACAAGAAGGCAUGGUCCCGGGUUUUGAAGAUGACUACGUGGAUGUUAACACGGAUGAUAGUAUGGAUGACGAAGAAGAUCUCCGUAUGAUUGAUGAGUACCACGUAGAAGAGGAAGAGGACCCGGAAGAGGAAGAAGACCCGGAAGAGGAUAUUAGCACUAGACAGAUGUGUGAUAUCAACAUGCCCCCGAGACGUAGACGUGGUCCGCGUGUGGAGAACAAUGUGGGGGAGCAGACGGAAGGAAGUGUCGGCAAUCCACCCCCGCCUCCACCACCACCUCUACCCCAACCAAACGAAAGGGAGUACAUCAAAGCCUUUCGGAAAGAGAACCCACCUAAGUUUGAUGGAUUGGGAGAGCCCCCGAAGGCGGAGGCAUGGGACCCGCUGACUUUUGGUGGGAAACAAAGAAGAGAACCAUGGACCCCCGCUCGCCGUGAGGCGCUUACUUGGGAGGAUUUUAAGGAAGAGGUGUACAACAAGUAUGUUCCGGAAAGUUAUCGGCGGGCGAAGGUAGUGGAGUUCCACACGUUGAAGCAAGGAAGUAUGACGGUCACAGAGUACGACCGCGCCCUAUGUGAGAUGACUCGCUAUGCGCCAGAAUUGGUGGAUACAGACGAGAAGAUGGCCGCGAAGUUCCGUUCUGGCCUUAGGACAGAGAUAAGGGUCGCAGUGGCUAGUCGGAGGGGAAUUCCUUAUUCCGAGGUGCUGGGCUGUGCCUUAGAUGUGGAGGAAGCACUGCCCAAGAAUGAGAGGACAACAAACCCUACCCCAUCUGCACCCCAAGCGAACUUUAGAGAAAAGAGGAAAUGGGAGGGAAACCGAGUUUCUUUUGACAAUAAGAGGCGUUUCUCCACUUUUCGGCAACCACAGAAUCAUGGGCGCCAAAUUGUGCCACAACAGAGGGGAAACCCACAGAGAACACCCUACUGUAAUCGGUGCUCCAAGCAUCAUGUUGGGGAGUGCCGAGUUGGAGGCAUUCGGUGUUAUGCCUGCGGUGGAAACGGGCACAUGUCUCGAGAAUGCCCAAACAAUAACAAAAGUGGAGUGAAGAAUGGGCAAGGACAGAGACCACCACAGCAGCCUCAACCAAUCCGACAAGUGGCCCCACAGCAAGCAAGGGCAUAUGCACUCAAGGGGAAUCAAGGGAAGGAACCCCAAGCCAUCAAGGACAAGGAAAAUUUGGCAGGUGUACUAAAAGGCUGAGAUUUGCUAUGGAUAUUCUUGACAAUGGCUGGUGGAAAAGAGGGAGGGUACAAGCUGGUCUAACACAGCCUUUCUGGGCCCCUGCAGCUGCUGGGGAAGGGUGCCGGCUGGGCUUGCUCCCUUUAGCCCAAGCACUUCCUCAUCUCUGGAAAGGAGUUGCGGCUGGCCAACGAGGCUGUCUCCCCUCGUGGUCUCGCCCUCCCGGCUCGCUUGAAUAUCUGGGGCCGAGACGGCCCUUGACGAAGGCCGAAGUAGCCCUUAGGGAUUUCUAAAUGUAAAAGUGUAGCUCGACUUUUAUUUUCGUCGUCAAAGAUUGUAACUUUAGUUUGAGAUUCUGAAAACUGUAAUUUGUACCCUUUCUCAAGAAAUGAAAAUACUAUUUCAUUCGUUAAA
Messenger RNA from Salvia splendens (bonfire salvia), 1758 nucleotides. RefSeq lists its product as uncharacterized. The coding region runs from base 1 to 1365 and encodes 454 amino acids. The transcript is spliced from 5 exons. Lineage: Eukaryota; Viridiplantae; Streptophyta; Magnoliopsida; Lamiales; Lamiaceae. Gene Ontology annotation, molecular function: nucleic acid binding; zinc ion binding. The record is from RefSeq and is a predicted model, not a curated record.